Macrosteles quadrilineatus (aster leafhopper) is the source of this 1161-nucleotide messenger RNA. It is a transcript of the gene DNApol-gamma35, whose product is annotated as DNA polymerase subunit gamma-2, mitochondrial. Gene Ontology annotation, biological process: mitochondrial DNA replication. NCBI's taxonomy places the organism in Eukaryota, Metazoa, Arthropoda, Insecta, Hemiptera, Cicadellidae. Gene Ontology annotation, cellular component: mitochondrion; cytoplasm. The record is from RefSeq and is a predicted model, not a curated record. The transcript has 6 exons. Bases 84 to 1040 code for a protein of 318 amino acids.
AAGAGACAUUAAAAAAAUUUUUAAAUGUUGUAAGUGACUAUGGAUUUGUACAAAUUGACAAGAAUGAAGUUAUCUUUGGACCAAUGUCACAGCUUUUAGCAAAUAAUAUAAGGAGGGAAUGGCAAAACGAUAUUGUUACCCAGUCAAAUAACAAUGUUUCCAUCCUCAGUGGUAACCUCAAUACCAAAUGGCAAGAUGAUUGUUAUUCCUCUUUCCGUCAGCAUCUUCAACUCGGCAGUAAAAAAUUACCUUUUGGUCUUGUAUUUAUGUUAAGAGACGUACCACUUCCUAAAAGUGGAAGAGAAGCCCAAAGCAGGAGGCUUUAUCAUCAAUCAAAAACAAACCUCUACAGAUGUUUAAAGUUUAUUGAUCCAAAAAGAAGCCAACAAUAUUUUUACCGGCUUCAAAGGUUACGCAAUAUCUGGUGGCGCAAGCUCGCUAGAGAUCCUGAGAUAUUCCAAAUAAAGGAAGUUGAAGGAGAGGCAGUGGAGAUAGUUGCCAAAUUACCUUGGAUUGAAGAGACCGUAGAAACUAUUCAUAACCAUGGCAGUAGACCUUUAGAAUCCUAUGGGACUAUGUUCGAGGUGAAAAUCGGACGUAAAAGAGUUUUGCCACACGUUAUUGAAAGUGUUUGUUUGGAAGCACCUGCUACUGUGGCGUACUUGUGUGAUGCUUUCCAUCCCUCACAAUCUCGCACACUGCUGCGGUUCCACCACAGCCUGACGCCGUAUAAAGCCGCUGUACUGAUAGAUGCUGAAGAUGGUGUUCCAGAAGAAUUAAAGCUGCUGGCAGAAUUCCUCAAUUUAAGUCUUCGUAGAGCAGGAUUGCUCACCCUAAUGUCUUGUGUCAAUGACAAUGAAAAUAGUGUUAACCUGCUAUUCAAGAAACAUGACCUACUUGGAAUACCAUACUCUCUGGUGAUCAAGGAUGAGACACUUAGUAAUGGUAUAGCUGGUCUACGUAGCAGGGAUACCAUGUUACAGGAACAAGUUCAUAUUAGUAGAAUCACUUCAUACUUGAAACAGCUAUUCAGAAAAUAAAAGGUGUUCGUGCUCAAAGAUGUGGUAUGCAUUGCAAUUAAAACUAUUGCCACUGUUAGUUUAUUAAAUUAAUUUAUUGUACUGGUGUGAAAAAUCCUUAAUCCAAUACAUGUAUUGUGAA